CCGCUCCGACUAUAAAACACUCACGCGUCUAUGGGCUCAGCAUCAGUCAGCCGACUCCUCCCGACUCUCACUAACCAACAAAACCAACAAAAUAAACAACAUGAAAACCUUCGUGUGCAUUGUCCUCCUCGCCGCCGCCGCCCUGGCCGCCCCCGCCCCAGAGGCCGGCAAGCGCGACAAGCGCGGCUUCCUCUCCGGCUGGGGAGGCUACAGCUCCGGCUGGGACGGCUACAGCUCCGGCUGGGACGGCUACAGCUCCGGCCUGUACGGCGGCAGCCUGGGCUACGGCUACGGCGCCAGUGUUGUCAGUGCCCCCAUCAUUGAGCACGCUCCCGCCAUCGUUCAUGAACCCGUCAUUGUCAAGAAGAUUGUUUCUGUUCCUAAGGUGGUGGCCGUGAAGAAGAUCGUGUCAGUGCCGCACGUGGCGCACGUGUCGUACGCGCCUGCGCUCUCCCACGGCUGGUGGUGAGCGACUACAUCGACAAAGCUGCUCUAGAGCACUCUUGCCAAAUUUUAUCAUAAACAAAUGUUAAUAUAUUGCUAUUUACUGUUAAGUUUCUCCUUUACUUCGUUUUGUAAAUAAUGUUUUUGUUCAAACAUUUUUUGUACACAAUAAACAAAGUUUAAACAAAUAA
Molecule: messenger RNA, 635 nt
Organism: Manduca sexta (tobacco hornworm)
Lineage: Eukaryota; Metazoa; Arthropoda; Insecta; Lepidoptera; Sphingidae
Product: neuropeptide-like protein 30
Exons: 3
Coding region: 101-469 (122 amino acids)
Source: RefSeq, a predicted model, not a curated record